Exaiptasia diaphana is the source of this 1492-nucleotide messenger RNA. RefSeq lists its product as uncharacterized. The record is from RefSeq and is a predicted model, not a curated record. NCBI's taxonomy places the organism in Eukaryota, Metazoa, Cnidaria, Anthozoa, Actiniaria, Aiptasiidae. Bases 77 to 841 code for a protein of 254 amino acids. The transcript is spliced from 3 exons.
CGACGUCUUUUCCCGCCUUUUCCCGUCCAGUCGAGAACGCUGAGCUAAGCUUGUUGUAGCAAGUAGCAAGGAGAAGAUGUCAAAUAAAAAAAUUAUGACAUGGAAUGACAACAAAGACCUUCUUUUGUUAAAGGAGGUUGCUGCUGAGGGUGUUUUUUACCAUAAGUACUUGAGCAGAGAAAGAGGGAGUGCAUGGCAGACUGUAGCAGAGAAUCUGAAUGCCUCUGSCGAGAGCUUCCAAGAUUUGUCAUCCAGGUCUGUGAGAGACAGAUAUAGUACCAUACUAAAAAAAUAUAAAACAAAGAUUGCUAGAGAGUCGAGGGAAAGUGGUGGAAGUGGAGAAGAGCCUUCAGAGGCAGAAUCUCUGCUAGAUGACCUAAUUGCUCUUGCUGAUGACACUGAGAAACAGAGCAAUUUGAAAAAAGAAGCUGUCAGCAAAGACAAACAAAAGGCAGAGGCAACACGCAURGCAGCAAUGGAGAGGSUAAACAAGAAAAAAAGGUCAUUUGUUAAUGACUCAGACGAUGACUCAGAUGAUGAAGUAGUGCAAGUAAAAACAUCAGGYAGAAGAAGACCAUCAGACACUAUUGAGUGGCUUAGAGAGAAAGCAGUCACUGAUGCAAAAACCAAGGAGGAAGAAUUGAAGCACAAGAAGUUAGAGAUGGAACUAGCAAAAGAACAACAAAAACUCCAAGCUGAACAGAACACCAAUCAAAUGACUUUGAUUUUAAAACAAAUGGAGAAGCAGCAACAGCAACAGCAGCAACAACAACAACAAGUAAUGAUGUUGCAACAACAAAUGUUUGCCUUUWUGCAAAAUGUAUUACAAAAAAAGGACUAAAGUUGAACUUUUAAAGAUUUUGACAUUAUUUUAUUAUUAAUUUAUUAUUUGGGAUGAAAUUAUAUUUUGACAAAUUCAUAACAGCAAACCAUUGUUUAUUAAGUCUAUUAAACUUGAACUGUAAUUUUUUCUGUAUGACAAAUAAAGCUGUUUGUAUAAAUUUUAACAGCCAUGCAGCAURUUUAUUUUGUCUAAAAUAUUACUAUUAGGUAUAAUUGCUAUGAUUAUUGAAAAUAUUGAUGUAAUCUAGGAGGGUCAACAUGAAAAAAAUCAGAUACAAUGUUACCAUAAAGGCAAGUUCGUGCAUUCUCAAGCAGAGCAGAAACCACAUAUAGUUUUCCAACUGCACUCAAGCCAAUCUUCAUCUGCUUUUUAAAGUCAAUGAAUUUGAAGAAGUUUGWAAUGUUACCAAAAAGCCAUUCAACAGUCACUCUGACUUGGCUCAUUGCUUUAUUGUAAGCUCUCAUAUCAGCUGUUAUUUGUGCACCUCUAAAUGGCAUUUGUAGAUGUGGGCCUAACGGGUAUGCUGGGUCACCAUACAAGCAGAGGGGUUCACCAUUUACCAAUGCAUUUCGCCUUAGUGUUUGAAGAAGGUUUGUYUCGUUUAACAUUGAACUGUCAUGUUUUCGACCCUCAUAUGGCCCAUGUAAG